GUCGGGGCCGGGGCCGGCGCUGUCUGGGGCCACCGGGAGGGCGGCCCGGCGGCCCGCGGCCACCUGGAUGGGCCUCAGAGCUGCCGCGGGCGCAAAUGGGGACUGCCGUCCCUCAUCGCUGCUCCCCUCGUGUACCGUGGGCUGUAUUUCAUUUUUUAAAGGACACACUGGAAAAAAGAGGAGCUCUUGCCCAAAUCAGAGCGAGGAUCAGAGCUGAAGUGUUUAAUGCCCUGGACGACCAGAGCGAGCCGCGGCCGACGCUGUCCCGGGAGAACCUCCUGAUCAAUGAACUCAUUCGGGAAUACCUGGAGUACAACAAGUACAAAUACACAGCAUCUGUUCUGACAGCAGAAUCCGGCCAGCCUGAAGUGCCCUUGGAUAGAGAAUUUCUUGCCAAAGAGCUGAAUAUAGUUGAAGAUGCAAGUGGAAAAUCAGUCAGACCUCUCCUGUAUGGAAUUCUCUCUCAUUUCUUACAUGGUGGUAAAGAAGAAAGUACCCAGAAUAUCCUUCCAAAAGUGUCUUUGAUGAAUUAUCCAAAGCAGAACCUUGGCAAACCACCUACUGAGAGAAAUCAAAAAGACAGAAUUCCAGAACCAGGAAGGAUGGCUGGCACGAGCAUCGAAGAGCCUCUUAUUUUACGAAGUAUAAAGAGAUGAUAUCUUUCAUUUGCUAAUUUCUCCUAUCAGGGCCUGUCGGAUUUAAUUUAGGACAUUCUUCAUUGCAUAAAUUUCUCCAAUAAAUCCAAUGGGACCAUUUUAGCUUGUAACAUCUACUCAUGAGACAGGAUCACAAGGUCAUACUUAGUGUCAAUUUAAACAAUGUUGGCAAGGCUCUUUCUUUCCCCAGUGCUGAUAGAAGGAAAACCGUCUAGGGAGUCACAUUAGUGAAUCCUGUGUCUAGAAAUUGCACCUGAAUAUACUGGGUUUGUCCAAUAAAUUUUUAUAUAAUAACUUAUAAUUUCUGCACUUGUAUCUUUGUGUGUUUUUCCUGUGCUUUUGAAUAAAUUUUUUCUAUUUUA
This is a messenger RNA of Corvus hawaiiensis (hawaiian crow), 1018 nucleotides long. RefSeq names its product centrosomal protein 20 (gene CEP20). The transcript is spliced from 5 exons. NCBI's taxonomy places the organism in Eukaryota, Metazoa, Chordata, Aves, Passeriformes, Corvidae. Gene Ontology annotation, cellular component: centrosome; ciliary basal body; motile cilium. The record is from RefSeq and is a predicted model, not a curated record. Gene Ontology annotation, molecular function: protein binding. Gene Ontology annotation, biological process: microtubule anchoring; cilium assembly. The coding region runs from base 96 to 656 and encodes 186 amino acids.